Molecule: messenger RNA, 3616 nt
Organism: Priapulus caudatus
Lineage: Eukaryota; Metazoa; Priapulida; Priapulimorpha; Priapulimorphida; Priapulidae
Exons: 17
Coding region: 92-3616 (1174 amino acids)
Cellular component (GO): nucleus
Molecular function (GO): protein binding
Source: RefSeq, a predicted model, not a curated record
ACACAGAGUGUAAACCGGAAACAGGUUUGCGUCAUGAGUGAGUGAGCAUCACAAGUUUGGCAUUCCUAGAGGUCGCCACCACUUUGCGACGAUGUCGGAGGCAACGUUGCCGCCUGGCUGGGUUGCGAAACGCUCGAGGUCUCACCCUAACCUCGUCUACUAUGCCAACGCGAUCACUCGUACGUCGACGUGGGACGAUCCUCGGCUCGAUAGUGGUUUGAACAAAAAAGCUGCGGAGGUAGACAAGUGCGUCUCUCCUACUGCGAGAUGGAAACCCAUUGACGACAAGAAAGAAGUGAUUGCAGGUGGAAGUUCCACGCUUGAACGUAAAAAAAGUCUAAGCAGUCAACGAAGCGGCAGCUUCAAGCCAGUACCAAGGGCAUUGAUGAUGCCAGGCAAACGACAUAGCUGUGAUAGUAGCAAUGCGAAUGAAAUUGGAAAGGGUAAAAAAUCAAAACAUAAUGAUCCAACAUAUGGCUCCCCUAAUCAAAAAGUGAUAUCUGACCUCUCCUCAACGAUGACUAAAAGUGAAAGCAAGAAGCUUAAAUCUUCCAAGAAGGCUCUUUUAGUUUUAAUUUCAGAUGGCGAGGAUACAGGAAUCCCCGACAAACGUGUUUUAAAAGUCUAUAGCGAUGGACAAAAAUCUAGGGAGACUAAUGGUGUGCACAUAGCAAAGCCUUAUAAAUUUCGUGCUCCCAUUGUAAGUAAGCAGCCUUCAGACGUCACCAGUCCUCGAGUGAAAGUCGGAACUAAGUCACCGGGUAGUCGGAACGCUGCAUCAUUCGCAUGCGAAAGUUUGCGAAUGCCGCUGAAACGGAGACCCGUUCCCGCGGUAACCGACUCUUCCGGGAAGCCGAAGCAAUCUUCGGCUCAGGAUGGAAAACAUUCGGAAGAUGCUCGGCUGGACGUGUCUAGAAGAACUAGUGCGUCUGUAGGCGAAGAUUGUAAAUCUUCAGCAGCCGAGACUGCGCGUCAGCAGACCCCAACGGUACUGUCAGAAUCGUCGCUGCCCUCCUCAAGAAACGUGUCGGCGAUCGAGAAUAAAAUAUUGCAAAUCACGUGGAACCGGAGGAAAAAUAAACUGAUUAGUAAACCUAGCAGAUGGGAUGUCACAUCUGUCUCCCAGAAGGGCCGUAAUUCUAAUUUGUCCGGUGAAAGUGGAGUACUGAAGAAGAAGGUGCUGCAGAUGGCAAAAUCUCCUUCAAAGACCAGUGGAUCGACACUCAGUACAGCAGACAGAUUACUUUCAGCUCUGUGUACAGAAACGAAGGCAGAUAAGGACAAAGAGACCAAGAUUCAGCAUUCUUCUAUAGUAUCAGCUACAUACAGCCCAUCAGAAAGGUCUCUUUUGCCCCUGUCUUCAAAAAGCCUAGUGGUAAACAAGAAAAAGAAAAUGUGCAAAAAGAAGGUGAAAAGUUCUGCUUUAGACUCCAGAGAUAGUCCAUCUAUCAGCUCUGCCUCAUCUGUGCCAACAGAAACCUUCGCGCAAAAGACUGAAGAGGUAGACCUGGAAAAACCUUCUUUAUACAGCAGUGAUUGGACACCCACCAUACUAAAGAAAUUCAAGUUAGCCGGCCAAAAGCGAGAUGAUGGGAAUUCGGGGCCAAGGAGCAAUUUUCUCUCUGCACUACUGGCAGAGUCCAUACAAGAAACCAAGAGGACAGGUAGCAGAGAAACUCUACGUCAAGAUAGUGAUGCAGCCGCAGCAAAAUGUGUGAAUCAGUUUAAAUUUUGCACGUCUACAGGUAGGAAAUCUCCCUGGGAUGUUAUUGUUCGCAACGCUGUAUCCAAUGACGUUGAAGACAUGGACUGUGAACUGUUGCCAGCUGCUAACAUGUUGAAGGAAGCACCGUCCUCACUGAAACAACUGUCAUGCAGGGAGGUCCUGAAUUCCAGUUCUAACCAUAACACAGUCCCGAUGGAUGUGGAAAUCAGUGAUGCAGAAGGGAUAGUGACAAAAGAUCUGCACGACAUCAGGAAGCAUCUGCAGAGCGUGGGGUCAGUGCAGAGUGGACAGCUCUCCGGCUUGUUGAUUACACCGGUCAAGGCGCCGGCCGCGCGCAAUCUACUGCGUCUCUUCAUCGUGUUGGACACGAACAUAUUGAUGUAUCAUCUGAAAUUCAUCGACGAACUGAAGGACCAUGAUAUCAGUGGACUGGGUCGUCCUACGUUGGUCGUGCCGUGGGUCGUGAUGCAGGAGCUCGAUGGCCUGAAGGGAAGCAACAGGGCGAGCAAGCUCAACAAGCUAUGCAGUGUGACGCAGACGGCAGCGCAGAGUGCAGUCGAUUACCUGUAUGCUUCCUUGAAGAGCAAGCAUCCACGUAUCGUAGGCCAAACCGCCAUCGAAUCGGCUGAGAAAAGUGACUACCUCAUAGUUGAGUGCAAUGAUGAUCGGAUACUUAAAUGCUACUUCCAGUAUAUGAAGAAAUACCCAAAAUGCCAUGUUGUGUUGUUCACAAAUGACAAGAACCUGUGUGCGAAAUCCAUGAUCAGUGGUGUGAAGGCUUACAACAAACAGACGCUGUCGCAAGGGCUGAGAGAGCUCACUCCAUUGAAUGCAGUUGCUGAUGGUGACAACCCGCCUCGGGCAGUGGAUGCAUCAGCUUCUCCGUCUGCUUCUGCUGCAGGUUUUCCACCACUAGCAGUACAGCAGGAAGUAUCAUUGCAGUCAGGGCAAGUGCAACAGGCAUUGACAAAUAGCAGUGACAUGAAAGACCAACCCCAGACAACAGACCAGGAUAAUGCAGCAGCUCUGUCAAUAUUGGUGGCCGAGGUCAUGCGUGAGUUGUGGAGAGAGCUGCGGAGGGGCCUGGCAGGGGCGUUGGAAAGUGAGAUGAAGCUUGCCUACGACGACCUGUGGCUGAGCAUCGUGUUCCGAAAACCCCCGUGGAGCCUCUCGGACGUUCUCACGUGUAUACUGAACGGUCUCCUGUUUGACAGCCUCGGUGUCAGCCACGCGUUGGUCUACGAGCGAUCGGGAGCCGCGCUGCCCGGCCAAGCCGAGGCUGAAGCCUUCCUCGUCCGGCUGCUGCCGACGCUGCAGCAGCUUAGAGCGGGUCUGCAUGGUAUUGAAUGCUAUUACUGUUGUUUUGCUGAAGGGUCAGACAGACAGACAGAAGAGCUUGCUGGAAUACCCGACAACUAUGAGACGGUGGUUCUGAAGGCAUUUCAGACGAUCUGGCAAGCCAUUAACAAUUUCUGCGGUCUCCUGUUCGACAGCCUCGGUGUCAGCCACGCGUUGGUCUACGAGCGAUCGGGAGCCGCGCUGUCCGGCCAAGCCGAGGCUGAAGCCUUCCUCGUCCGGCUGCUGCCGACGCUGCAGCAGCUUAGAGCGGGUCUGCACGGAGUUAUCACCAUGCAAUCAGUGGAUGUGUCAAAGAAUAACGAAGCCUUUAGUGCUCUCUGUCACGGACUGGUUUCAUUCUUCCCCAAUCUCCUUGACAAUCAAGAGGACGUCGCAGUUGCCGCGGUGACGGCCGCCAUGUUGCAGAAGUUCUGCACGUCGCUUAGCAACCAGCAGCUGGUGGUGAACGGAUACCAGCAGCUGCAGUCGUUCGUCGAUCAGGUGUCGGCAUGCGAGCUGAUGUUGCGGGCGAGAAGCGAGAAGCCAAGUUGA